CUCUAGAGCAGCUACAUACCCAGUCUCUAGGUUCUGAGGCCAUCGAGUGGAGAGCAGCUGUGAGGACCCGUGAGAAGGCACAAGGGUUAUGUCCCUUAAUGCAGGAUGAGGAAGACGAGAAGGAAGCCUGAGGUAGCUAGAACUCAGCCUGCAUAGACUCUGGCACAGAGCCCCCAUUUCUAGUAGAGUCACAGGGUCAGCCAAGAAGAUGCGAGACCAUAGUCCCCAGGUGUCCCUUUCGGUGUUCCUGCUGCUGCUGCUGCUACUGCUGCUAUUGUCUGUGCCACUUGCCCCAGUCCAGAGUUCCCUGCGCCAUCACUCUGAACCAAAUCCCUACCAUGAGAUUGCUGCUAGGUUAUAUGGUUAUGAAGACUGGAGGUCAAGGCAGGCGGAGGAGGAGGAGGAAGAGGUUCUACAGUAUUGUGACGGUGACUUUGAUGUUUACUUUGUCUUUGACAAGUCCAGUGCCGUGACAGACUGGGCUGGCAUGUUCACAGCCUGGGAAGAUAUGGUGGAGAAAUACCUGAACCCCAAUCUGCGGAUGUCCUUCAUUCUCUUUGAUGAUAAAGUUACAGUCAAAAUGCCACUCACUGCAGACAGAAAAAAAAUCCGCCAUGAACUCACCAGCGUGGAGACGCUUCUGAUACAAGGAUUAACAUAUCUAAACGAAGCACUGGAAAAGGUGAAUGAACAGAUCCAAAUGGCCAACUCAGGAGCCACUACAAGAUCUAGUCUGGUUAUCAUUGCGGUUUGGGGGAAAAUGUCACCACGAGUGUUGAAGGCAUCUAAGAAGGAGGCUGAUAAAGCUCGGAGCAUGGGGGCAUAUGUUUACUGUGUCGGUAUGGACUUCUAUGACAGAAAUAAGCUGAAUGGAAUUGCAGACAGCGAAGACAAGGUGUUCAUUGUGGAAGGUCCAGCUACACUGUUUCAUAGCUUAGUAGACUCGAUUGGAACACUGACCUGCCUUGAACUCAGAAGUAUUGAGCCUUCCUCUCUGUGCAUAGGAGAAGAUGACCCACUCAUCUUAAAAGGAUAUGGCUUUCAUAAUGCAAAGAAACUCAGCGAAAUUAUCUGCAGAUUCAAGUUCAGCGACUCCAAGGUCAUCGAUAAAAAUCCCACUGAUAAGAACUUCACUGUCGUCAUUUGUCCUAGACCAGAAAUAGAGCAACCUGGAGAAACCAUCUCAGUUGAAGUUAGCCUGAACAACGGAAGAGAUUUCCUUGCCCACACCAUCCCUGUGAAGACUUCUGACUGUAGACCUCCACCACUGACCACUACUGUCAUCCCUGAGACCACCACCCUACCAACAACUCCCAUAACUUCACCGACAACCUCUACCCCAGAAAGUACUAUCCCAACGCCUACUGUCCCCACUACUCUACCUCCUCCUCCUCCACCUCCUCCUCCACCUCCUCCUCCACCUCCUCCUCCACCUCCUCCUCCACUACCUCCUCCACAACUACCACCACCUCCUCCACCUCCAGCACCUUCCUCUCCUCCUCCACCCCCUCCACCUUUGCCUCUGCCUCCCCCUCCGACUUUGCCUCCACCACUGGCCAUGGUGCCCCCACCAGCUGAGCCAAGCAAGCAAGUUUUGCUCAGCACCAUGGUGCUGGUGCUGCUGCUGAUCCCUGUAAUGCUGUGGUGGAUCUGGUGGCUCUGCUGGCGACAGCCUCCCAAGGCACAGCCCUCUCCUGCACCACAGCCAAAGCCCAGAAAGAAGAAAGAGGGCUCUCCUCCAGCGUCUCCCCCAGUGCCUGCACCACCAGUGAACGUGCCUCCCAUCGUGAUCAUCUGUUGCUGUACCUGCUGCGACGUGUGUGUGAGCAGAGACAUAGAGGGCAAUGUGACCGUGUGCAACUUCAAUCCCCUAAGCCGCCACCAAUUGCCACUGAUGCGGUCUCAGUCUAGUGACCAGAGGCAGUGCAUCAACUUUGACCUCCUGAAGGCCCUCUGCUCUCCUGUUCCCUGCACCUCUAAGGCCAGCCUGCCCAUGGCCUCCUGUUAUCUGGGCCAUGAUCUCCCAGACACUUGUUCCCAGCCACUUCCUGUCCAGGAGUCUCCCAGAACCCCUCUGUCAUUCUCUCCCAUGUAGCAGGCCCCAGAGCCAAGACCAAGAGGUCUUUGCUGCUAAACUGGACCAUGUAUAUCUGUUCUUGAAUUUUAAUUUUGAAAG
Molecule: messenger RNA, 2176 nt
Organism: Myodes glareolus (Bank vole)
Lineage: Eukaryota; Metazoa; Chordata; Mammalia; Rodentia; Cricetidae
Product: anthrax toxin receptor-like
Cellular component (GO): plasma membrane; cell surface
Molecular function (GO): transmembrane signaling receptor activity
Source: RefSeq, a predicted model, not a curated record